AUGGCGGGUGAUUGUGCGAUUGACACCGAGAUUUACUCUCUGUUGGAGGAUUUCAGUGUCGAUGUUGAAGUGGAAAAGCAAGAGUUUGAGACCUUCUCUCUUUGUUUUUGGGUUUAUCUCUUAGAUUCCACCACAUACCCUUCUGCGAUCAUCAGACAGGUUUCUGGAAACUACAUGCGCCUUCAUAUAUGUGGAGAGAUUGUAGGAGAGCAAGUCUUGACUUCUUUGGUGACCACGAAUAUAGAUUGUGCACGAAAGAUUUCGCUAUUUAGUGUUGGUGGAGAUGGCUACAGCGUUCAGGGCUUCAUCCACUGUGCUGAAGUUCUGCCUUUUAGUGUCUCUGCAAAGUAUCACUUCACAAAGGACCCACCUCUUUGGUUACAUGUUGAGAAGCCAUCCACAUCUGGAAUCGAAUUAGAUGAAGAUGGUGCUUGGAGUAUCGUUGGCGGAAUGGCAUCUUGCCGGAAGUUGUUUUCCUUGGAUGUUAUUUUAUCCAAUGCUAUUGGACAGCCUGUGCAUAAGGAUGUGAAGGUUGUGGCUUCUCUACUGUAUGCUGAUAGCGGGACGCCUGUUGAGAAGAAGAGGGACUCAGAGGCUCCCCUUUUGGUAAGCUGUCAAGGAGUUGAGUUCUCAGCGGAAGACAAACCGUGCAGCUUAUUGAACGGAUGUGCUUCCUUCAACCUCAAAAUAUCUGAGCUUUCUUCCAAGAGUGACAAGAGAUUGUUCUGCAUCAAAUUCGAAAUACCGAAUAAGAAUUCUUAUCCGUUCCUCGAAGCUGUUACCAACCAAAUCCGUUGCAUUUCAAGCAACCGUGAUUCCGUUGCCCUUAAAAGGUUAAAUGAGGGAGUGCCAGAGUUUGCAUCGAGUAACGGAGCUUCAGAUGUUCUACAUAGCUCCUCGUCUGUGAAACGGAUCAGAUUAGGAGAGGAAAAGAUAUCUGAGAGUGAGUUAAAGAAUGGAAAUGGUACGAGUAUGGAGUGGAGACCUCAGAACCAAGAAGAAGAAGAAGAAGACGAAGAAGAAGAAGAAGAAAACUCUUCAACUGACUCAGAAAACACCGAAAUUAGAGACUCAACGGUUCUGAGAAGAUAUACAGUCUCAGACUCGACGAUUUUCAGAUACUGUCUUGGAAACUUAACAGAGAGAUCUCUUCUUCUGAAGGAAAUCACAAACAAUUUAUCGGAUGAAGAGGUUUCGGAAUUUGCAGAUCAAGUUUCUCUCUAUUCCGGGUGCUCCCAUCACAGCUAUCAAAUCAAAAUGGCAAGAAAACUGAUAGCAGAAGGAACAAACGCGUGGAUUCUGAUCUCUCGGAACUAUCAACAUGUUCAUUGGGAUAAUGUGGUAAUUGAGAUUGAAGAGCAUUUUAUGAGAAUAGCUAAAUGCAGCGGUAGAUCUCUCACUCACCAGGAUUUUGAGCUUCUAAGGAGGAUAUGCGGAUGCUAUGAGUACAUAACACAAGAGAAUUUUGAGAAAAUGUGGUGUUGGUUGUUCCCUGUUGCUUCUGCUAUAUCGAGGGGAUUGAUUAACGGAAUGUGGCGCUCUUCUUCGCCUAAAUGGAUCGAAGGGUUUGUGACAAAAGAAGAGGCAGAACAGUCGCUGCAAAGUCAAGAACCGGGCACAUUCAUUCUCAGGUUCCCUACUUCAAGAAGCUGGCCACACCCUGAUUCUGGUUCCUUGGUCGUGACGUAUGUCGGUCAUGAUUUCGUUAUACGUCAUAGAUUACUCACAAUCGAUCGCAUCUGCGAUUCUAGUGAAAGGUAUACAGAUGCCAAACCGUUGCAAGAUAUGCUUUUGGCAGAACCUGAGCUAUCUCGACUUGGAAGGUGA
Molecule: messenger RNA, 1827 nt
Organism: Thlaspi arvense
Lineage: Eukaryota; Viridiplantae; Streptophyta; Magnoliopsida; Brassicales; Brassicaceae
Source: the annotation of a GenBank genome assembly